Molecule: messenger RNA, 741 nt
Organism: Yamadazyma jaroonii
Lineage: Eukaryota; Fungi; Ascomycota; Pichiomycetes; Serinales; Debaryomycetaceae
Source: the annotation of a GenBank genome assembly
AUGUCAAAACCAAACACACCAAAUAUCAGGAGAAGACAACUGCAAAGAUCUUCAGGGAUAUUCAAAAUCUUCCCUCAAUCUCCAAGCAUACAUUAUCCAAUUGAUGGUGAUAAUUUACCCCUUGAAUCCGCGUCCAAUAUUGAAAACUUUGAAGAAUUAUCUGAUAAGAUGGAAGAGUUAGAAAUAAAUAUGAGUAACUUAUCAGAGAUUCAUGAUUCUAUAACCAAUGGGUUCAAUGAAUCAUUUUCUAGUUUCUUAUAUGGUAUAUUAAUGACUAUGUAUUGUAUGGAUUUUGGUAAUAGUUUGGAACUUGAACAAUUCGAUGAUACUAAUAAAACUGAUGAAAUAGAUGAAAGAUUAGAUAAUUUACAAACGGAAAUUGAUAAUUUGAAACAAAAAAAUGAAACCUUAAAGAUUAAACUUGAAAAUAAGAAUAAAAUCAAAGCCAAUGUGUUAAAAACUUCGAAGAAUCCUAAUAUAUCUGAUGAUUCCUUUACAUCUAAAAUACCCAAAUUUCAAAAAUCAAGUAUGAAUAAUAGAACAAUUGCACCUAAAUCAAACAGAUUCCAUACAAAAUCUAGUCAAGCUAGAUUAGCUGCUACUCAAGCCAAAUUGGCUGCAAUGAAGAAUGCCAGAACCCCAGAUUUGAAUCAAAGACCUAGAUAUAUGGAUGGAUUAUUCGAUAAGUCCGGUGCUACUCGAACAUCAACCAUACCAUAUUCCACGUCAAAAUAUAGAUGA